Molecule: messenger RNA, 1479 nt
Organism: Caenorhabditis briggsae
Lineage: Eukaryota; Metazoa; Nematoda; Chromadorea; Rhabditida; Rhabditidae
Exons: 3
Coding region: 1-1479 (492 amino acids)
Biological process (GO): protein ubiquitination; DNA repair; mRNA splicing, via spliceosome
Cellular component (GO): U2-type catalytic step 1 spliceosome; cytoplasm; Prp19 complex
Molecular function (GO): protein binding; ubiquitin protein ligase activity
Source: RefSeq, a predicted model, not a curated record
AUGUCGUUCGUGUGCGGAAUCAGUGGGGAACCGACCGAAGAUCCAGUCGUGUCUCCGGUGUCCGGAUGCAUUUUCGAUCGCCGCUUGAUCGUAAAAUAUAUCGCUGAGAACGGCACAGAUCCCAUCAGUCAUGGAGAGCUUGCAGAGGACUCCUUGGUGUCUUUGAAAGCUGGCGGAACAGGAGCAGCUCCACGAAAUGUGUCAGGCACCUCCAUCCCUUCACUGUUGAAAAUGCUCCAAGAUGAAUGGGAUACGGUCAUGCUCAACAGUUUUUCACUUCGCCAACAACUUCAGAUCGCUCGUCAGGAGCUCUCUCAUUCUCUUUACCAACACGAUGCUGCAUGCCGAGUCAUUGCACGCCUUUCCAAAGAAUUGACUGCUGCCAGAGAGGCACUUUCCACCCUGAAGCCACAUACAACUGCUAAAGUUGAUGAUGACGUUAGUAUCGAAGAAUCAGAUGAUCAGCAAGGUCUCAGCGAAGCUAUUCUUGCCAAGUUGGAUGAGAAAUCGAAAUCUCUCACUGCCGAUCGCAAGCAGAGAGGAAAGAAUCUUCCAGAAGGACUGGCGAAGUCGGAAGAGUUUGCAGAACUGAAGCAGACUGCUUCACACACCGGAAUUCACUCAACUGGAACACCAGGAAUCACUGCUUUGGAUAUCAAGGGAAACCUAUCGCUCACGGGAGGAAUCGACAAGACUGUUGUUUUGUACAACUAUGAGAAGGAGCAAGUUGUGCAGACUUUCAAGGGACACAAUAAGAAAAUCAACGCAGUUGUCUUGCAUCCAGACACGAAAACGGCCAUUUCUGCUUCCGCUGACUCCCACAUCCGCGUCUGGAAUGCAGAUGACGCAUCCUCCAAGGUGGUUAUCGACAUUCACCAGGCUCCAGUCACUGAUAUAUCUCUCAACGCUUCUGGCGAUUACAUUCUCUCUGCUUCCGACGACUCCUAUUGGGCAUUCUCUGACAUUCAUUCUGGAAAGUCUCUGUGCAAAGUCUCCGUUGAUCCAGGAUCUCAAAUUGCUGUUCAUUGCAUUGAAUUCCAUCCGGACGGUCUGAUCUUUGGAACCGGUGCUGCUGAUGCUGUUGUUAAGAUUUGGGAUUUGAAGAAUCAAGGAAUCGCCGCAGCAUUCCCAGGGCACACCGCCGCUGUUCGAUCUAUCGCCUUCUCAGAGAAUGGUUACUACUUGGCAACAGGAUCAGAGGAUGGAGAAGUCAAAUUGUGGGAUCUCAGAAAGCUCAAGAACUUGAAAACGUUUGCGAAUGAAGAGAAACAACCAAUCAACUCCCUCUCCUUCGACAUCACUGGAUCCUUCCUCGGAAUUGGAGGCCAGAAAGUUCAAGUGCUGCAUGUGAAGAGCUGGAGUGAAGUCGCCUCGCUAUCCGAUCAUUCCGGACCGGUGACUGGUGUCCGAUUCGGAGAAAACGCACGAUCACUGGUGACGUGCUCGUUGGACAAGAGCCUUCGCGUCUUCUCGAUCUAA